Messenger RNA from Aphis gossypii (cotton aphid), 2672 nucleotides. RefSeq names its product E3 ubiquitin-protein ligase MYLIP-like. The record is from RefSeq and is a predicted model, not a curated record. Gene Ontology annotation, biological process: ubiquitin-dependent protein catabolic process. The transcript has 6 exons. NCBI's taxonomy places the organism in Eukaryota, Metazoa, Arthropoda, Insecta, Hemiptera, Aphididae. Gene Ontology annotation, cellular component: cytoskeleton. The coding region runs from base 795 to 2114 and encodes 439 amino acids. Gene Ontology annotation, molecular function: ubiquitin-protein transferase activity.
ACUAAUUUACUCUUCUCGCGGUCGUGUUACCGCUGCCGACCGUCGCCGAUGACACGUUCGCCGUUCCCUUUUAGUAGUAGUAGUAGUAGUAGUAGACAGUAGUAGUAAUCCACGGGUUAAGUUCCCCUCCUUUUACCACCACCACUCGUUAGCCGUCAAGUCGUUCAAAUUAUGCAGCAGCUGAUCGACGCCGAGAGCGCGUGUUGUUGCUUAUAGUUGGUUUUUAAUUUAUUAUUGUUUUUUUUUUUUUUCGAUCAACGCUUAUUAUUAUUACUCAUUAGCCACAGACGGUUACUACAAUAUCGUUCUUAUCCUUUGAUUUUUUUUUUUUUGAAUUUUAUUUUGCUCGUCGCCCGUGUUUCUCCCCGUCCGCCAUUCGUAUUCCUUGCACGCGCGUGCUCGCGAACUCCCGCCGUCGCAUAACAAUAACAACAACAAUAAUAAUAAUAUGCCUCCGUUAAACCCAGAGACGUACGCCGUGGUCAGUCUGGUCAGUGGCCUGUCGCGGUGAUUAGGUGAUCGGAGUUUUGUGUUUAAAAUACCAGUGCAAUACCUACGUUUAAUUACAUACUUUAACUUUCGAUAACGAUUAUUAUAGGCGACCGACGUCUUGGUUUUUUAACGCCUCGUCGUCGACAAUCGACCUGCUGAUAGUGUUGUGCUCGCUCCCUCCCGUUGCGAUCGUACCGGUCCAUUCAUAUUAUAUACCUGUGGCUGUCAAUUGUGGUGACAAACGUCAAACGCAGCAGCAGUAACGUUCGCGCGGAUUACCAGGCAAAAUAUGAAAAGUGAAAAUGUGGUGUUUAGUGAGCCAACCGAACGCAGUCGUCAUCGAAGUCAGACUCGACCAUAAAGCAAAAGGGCUGGAAUGCCUGGAGAAGGUAUGUGAAUGUCUGGGCAUCAAUAAAGAGUGUGAUUACUUUGGAUUACAGUACAAAACUGUCAAAGGGCAAGAUGUUUGGUUAAAUCUAAGAAAUUUAAUUGAACAUCAAGUGGCUGGAGUUCAUCCGUAUCGUUUUGCUCUAAGAGUUAAAUUUUGGGUUCCACCUCAUUUAUUGUUACAAGAAUCUACCCGCCAUCAGUUUUAUUUGCAUGCCAAGUUAGAGCUUUGUGAAGGGCGUUUAAGACCGGCAGAUAGCCAAGCAAUAUGUAAGACUAUUGCAUUGUUGGCACAAGCUGAAUUCGGCGAUUGCGAUGACUCGGUAGCUCUUGUGCAGUUUUUCACUUAUUGGUGUGAACAUUUGGGUGCAUCUAAAGAUGAUGAUGAGUUCAUAAUUGAUCAUAUUCAAAAUCUUCAGGCUGAAAUGAAAGGUAUGAAACAAACAACUGCUGAAUAUUGGUUAAUCAAAGAAGUCUCUGGUCUACAAAACUUUGGUGAAGAGGUGUUUGAAGGCAGAACAAGUAAUGGUUCUUCAGUAUUGGUGGGAGUUGGACCACAUGGCAUUAGUCUAGAGCACCCAGAUCAAACUGAUCAUGAAAAACAAAUGAUUCCUUAUACUGCGAUCCGUAGCGCUGCUAGUCAUCGUCGUGUAUUUGAGAUGUGGUAUUUGGCAGGUGUUGAACAUUCCGAAACACUAAUCGUAUUGAAAUUAGAAUCUAGUCUGGGUGCAAAUACUCUUUAUAGAGCAUUAACGGAGAAGCAUGCAUUCUAUAGUUGUGAAACUGUCAGAGGUGCUGUCACAUCACAAUAUAUCAGGGAUCUCAAGGGUACAAUUAUAUCUAUAUUUAAUGAAGAUUCGCCAUUAGGAAAAAAAUAUGUGUUUGACAUACAAAGGACUUGUCGUGAAGUGCAUGACAAUGCACGUCGUGCUCUUUAUGAAAAGCAAAACAAAGUUACACCAUCCAGCUCUACAGUAGUGUUGAGUACGCCUGAACCUGAGCCAACUACUUCACAAGAUAGCUACAAAUUGGCCAAACUCAUUGAUGCUCUUACAUGUAGAAUUUGCAUGGAUGCUACCAUUGAUCAUGUGUUUUUCCCAUGUGGUCAUGUAAUUGCUUGUGGAACAUGUGUUAAACGUUGUGAAACUUGUCCAUUGUGUCGAGGUGUAAUUGAUGAAUCCAGGCAUGUGUUUAUUCCAACUUUAGCUGACUUGCCAGGUCUUCAUCAUCAAUGAUGCAAUCGAGUAAAGUAUGUCCUAGUUAUGAUAACUUGUGAUGGACGUAUUGUCAUUAAGAUUGACCUCGUAGCAUGAAUGUCUGUGAUAAUGCUAAUAUAUCAAAACUUCCUAUACUUUCAUACUUAUUUAUUUUUGUUAAAUUAAAAUUAUUUUGUAGUAUUGAUGUGUUAAAUGAAAAGAUAAUUUCAUUUGUAUCAUUUAAGUGUUCUUUAAAAUUCAUUUAGUUUAAAGUAAUGUAUUUUUAAUGUAUUUUUUUUAAGAAUACUUUUUAUACAAACUCAUAAUUAAAUUUAAGUUUUUGUGUUACCAUUAUACUAUUAAUUUGUACAAGUCAGAUAAUUGACACAAUUGUUUGUUAAUACAAAUAUAUGUAUUCUUAAAUAUUAAUAUUGAAUUUAAGUACAAUUUAAAUUAUGAGUAUAAUUAUAUAUAUUAUAAUAUAAAGUUGAAUUUUUCUUCUUUUAGUUUUUGUUUAAAAUAUUUAUUAUUUUUUUUUUCAUUUAUUCUAUCAUUAUUAUCAUUGUGUUAUAAAAUAUAUAAAAUGAUGCAAUUUUA